Molecule: messenger RNA, 2596 nt
Organism: Musca domestica (house fly)
Lineage: Eukaryota; Metazoa; Arthropoda; Insecta; Diptera; Muscidae
Gene: Wee1
Product: wee1-like protein kinase
Exons: 6
Coding region: 191-2041 (616 amino acids)
Biological process (GO): protein phosphorylation; mitotic cell cycle
Cellular component (GO): nucleus
Molecular function (GO): non-membrane spanning protein tyrosine kinase activity; ATP binding; magnesium ion binding
Source: RefSeq, a predicted model, not a curated record
CAUUUAGCACAAAUUUAGUACGAAAGUUUUUUAAAUUACAAUUUAAUUCCUUUACUUUUGCUUUGUGUGUACUGUUUUGUUUAGCAUUUUUCAUGUGAAUUGUGUUAAAAUAAAAUAUUUUAAAAGCAUACGUAAUAUAUAACUGACAAAUUGUUCAACAACAAUAUUUCUACCAAUACUUUUUAAUAAGAUGGCAUUUCGAUCACGUUUACAAAACAAAAGUGGUGGUAGUUCGAUAGAACAGCUUGAAAUUGAAAUGUGUUCUCCAUCUUCAUCGCCACCAGUACCUGUUUCUCCUGUGUGCACUACUAUUUUGCCACGAAAAUUAAGGUUUGCCUCCCCAAGCCGUGAUGAGGACGACGAAGGGACAAGUGGUAGUGACGAUAGUCCAUUCAAGGCGAAGUCCGAAAACAGCAAUGAUAGUGCCAAAACACCAACAACUAUGUCUAUAUCGCCUCCAUAUCGCAAAGUACGUGCGUUGAGGCUUUUCGACACGCCAGCAACACCAAAAACUAUUUUGGAACACUGCGGGCCUGCCAAAGAAAAAUCGUCUGCAAAAGCCCUAAAUCACUUGUCAUUGGCAGCAGCUUCAGAUAUUACCAAAAGGCAGGAGUCACUUUUUCUCAAGGCUACUGAAAGGCCACGAUCCCUACCAUUGCAUAAUCGUGCUUUGGACAAUGUUAUGCAGCAGCAAACAGCUAAUGUGAAUCCAUUUACACCAGAUAGUCUAAUGGCUCAUAAUAAAAAACGUUGUCGGACUCAAAUUGGUCGUGAAAAUCUAAGUAACCGUUCAUUGCAGAUGUUUUUAAACAGCGAUGAGGAUUUGAACAAUGAUAAUGAACAGUCGACUGAGAUGCACCAGGCUCCUAAAAGACUGGCUUUACAAGACACUAACAUUAGUCGAUAUAAAAAGGAAUUUGUUGAAUUAUCUGUCAUUGGGAUUGGAGAGUUCGGAAUGGUUUACCAAUGCUUAAAUCGUUUAGAUGGCUGUAUUUAUGCAAUUAAAAAAAGCAUUAAACCAGUCGCUGGAAGUUCAUUUGAGAAACAAGCGCUUAAUGAAGUAUGGGCUCAUGCUGUCUUGGGAAAACACGAUAAUGUUGUUCGGUAUUACUCUGCGUGGGCCGAAGACAAUCACAUGCUUAUACAAAAUGAAUACUGUAAUGGUGGCAGUUUACAAUCUUUGCUACAAAAGCGUUGUUUAGUAGAAUCAGAACUAAGAAUUCUUCUACUACAUGUAGCAGAGGGCUUACGUUAUAUACAUUCCAACGAUUUAGUUCAUAUGGAUUUAAAAUCAGGAAAUAUUUUUUUAACAAAAGUUCCGUCGGUGCAUAAGACGGUAAUGCCACCUCUUACGAAGGAGUGUUAUGAAACUGGAAUGGAUGGUAUUUAUGAGGAAUUAAGCAAUUCGGAGUGGUUAAUAACUUACAAAAUUGGCGAUUUGGGACAUGUUACAUCGGUAAAGGAACCAUGUGUGGAAGAGGGAGAUUGCCGAUAUUUACCAAAAGAAAUACUCGAAGAUGAUUUUUCGAAUUUAUUUAAAGCCGACAUUUUUGCAUUAGGAUUGACGCUCUACGAAGCCGCAGGUGGUGGUCCAUUGCCAAAAAACGGCCAAGAGUGGCAUAAUUUAAGAGAUAACAAAGUUCCCGAUAUUCCUACACUAAGCCGAGAGUUUAAUGACCUAAUCAAAAUUAUGACACAUUCUGAUCCAAAGAAAAGACCUUCAUCUACAUCUAUAUUCAAUCAUUCUGUUUUGAAUUCUUUAGAAUCAAAGAGCAAAGCUCAACUCAGUCAGGAGUUAACUAUUGAAAAGCGAAAAAAUGAAAUCCUUUUGCGAAAACUAAGAGAGGCUCGAAAAACCAUCAAGUCUUAUGAACAAAAUGCAAAAGCUCAUCAUUCGCAUUUUAAUAGUCCACAAAAAUUUUCAGAUCAGCGUUGUCUUCGUUCGCUUACUCGUAAAAAGCAUAACACGCCUAGUUUGAACGGUAAAUUGGAGAGCCUGCGCGAUCGAAAUAAAAAUGUUAUAAAUAAUUUUAAAUACUAAUUCGUUAAAGCUUCGAUAUUCUUGAUACUACACUAAAUAAUUUAUUUUUAAUUUGAAUACUUGUAUAUUACCCACCCAGUAACAUUUGAAAUUUUGUCAAACAAGAGUUUUUACCAUAUAUACGUAUAUAUUCACUCGUACACAAAACAAAGUAGCUUGCCUAUUCGUUCAGAAUAAGAUAUUCGUUAUUGUAUGAUUAUUUAAUAUUUUAAUGUGCAUAAUUAAAUGCGUUAUUAAAUAUAAUAUUCUCUUUUUAGUGGACAUUUCCAUUAAAAUGGAACAUGUUAAGAAACAAGGGAUGGAAUUUCUGUAAAUAAACAAAUAUACAAUUUUAGCCUCGUAUUACCGUAAUAAAUAUUUAUUUUUAUUUUAAGCGAUAAAAACAUUGUUCCGUUUAUUUUUUUGUUAACAUAACAAAAACCCGCAUAAGGAAUCAUUUUGUCUUCUCAAUUAUCAAUCUAUGUAAAAAUUGUAUUUGUAUUUUAAAACGUUUUCAAAGAUUUAAAAAAAUAUUUGUUAAGCAUUUUUAAUAAAUAAAGUUUAAGAAAGAUAUAA